Molecule: messenger RNA, 2135 nt
Organism: Styela clava
Lineage: Eukaryota; Metazoa; Chordata; Ascidiacea; Stolidobranchia; Styelidae
Product: large ribosomal subunit protein uL22m-like
Biological process (GO): translation
Cellular component (GO): mitochondrial large ribosomal subunit; ribosome
Molecular function (GO): structural constituent of ribosome
Source: RefSeq, a predicted model, not a curated record
AAACUAUACCAGACCCAGAAAAUGGACUAUAGACGAAUGAAAUGACUUUUGUAAUAUGGCCCGCCAGUUAUCCAGCUUUGAGCAUAACGGCCUUAUAUUUUAGUAUUGUGCACUGUAAAGCGUAAAAUUUGGUUAGAAAGGAAUGCAGUCAUUUACAUAAUGCUAAUCAAAUGUCUGAAUGUCAGCACUGUCUGAUACCGGUACGGUAAUGGAAAUGUUCCUAAUAGCUGAAUAGUAAGGAAAUAUAUAGAGAAGUUUAGACAACAUCCUAGUUUCACAAUGAAAAACGCGAUAUCAAAGUCUACCUACUAGUCUACCUCUAAAAUUGUUUUGCAAUGUGGUCCAUAGUCAGAUAGGGUGGAGGCUAACUCGCCAUGGACCACUCGCCAUGCGAUGGCGGUUAACGGGUAUGCCCGCAACUGCACGAAAGCUCUGCUUGUAAUGGGAGAUGGAAAGGUGGCUGUUUCAUUUACAACUUCAAUGGACCUUUCCCCGACAUCAAAACAUCCGUAUUCUCAACUAAUCACAAGCGAGCAGAUGUAAACAAACAUUCUCCGCUGAAAAGAUAACACUGUAACGGCACCGGUACUGUAGUACCUAUUGAAAUUAAUAUAUUUUGAUAUUUUUUUCUUAAUAAUUAAUGCUAAUGAAUAGACAGGUGAAUAUUGUCACUUGCGAUUUCCUCCACUAUCAAGUCCAUGCAUCUAAAACAAAUAACUGGUUAACUAGACUAUUCUCUCAAGUACAUUAUUUACUAAUAAAAUUCUGUUUACUGGUUUAAGAUAAGCUAGUUUGGUGACAAUGAUUUCAUUAAAACUACUGUUCCUUGGUGCAACAUCAGGUAACAACUUGCGGGCAGUCGGAGGAUGUUUCAUUCACACUACAACUUUGAACUAUGGUGUCAAAAAUCCAGGACAAAACAGAAUCAUAAAGGAACACAGUGAAUAUUACAGUGACUACUGGUCCCGGGAUAUGGGAGAAUGGUCAGAUAGAAACAAAAUGCUUUAUCCUCCAUCAGCACCUGGUGAAAUGAUUCGCCCAGCAGAGAUUCACCAUGGUCGAGCAUUCAUAAGACAUUCCCCCAAGAAAAUGUGGUAUACACACAAAUCUGUUCAAUAUAUGAACAUUGAUGAAGCACUUAAAAACCUUGAAACAUUGCCUUACAAAGCAGCUAAAAUUAUUGCAGAAGUAUUGAAAGAGGCACAGGAAGAAGCUGUUACAAAUCACAAUGUUGAAUUUAAGUCAAAUCUUCAUAUUGCGGACAGCUUUGUAUUGCCAUCAGGAAGUCGAAAAAUACCAAGAUAUCACGGUAAAGGCUAUAUGCAUUGGAAUAAAUCCAGAUUUUGCCAUUACUAUGUAAUGCUAAGAGAAGGUCAAGCACCGGAGUAUCAAGUAAAGGACACCGCUUAUGGUAUGGCAGUCCAAUAUUUAAAUAGUUUAAGAAGUAGAACUAUAAUGGAUGGACUCUAACUGGGGGUUCCUUCAGUUCUUACAUGCAUACUGGUUUGUCUUGACAUCAGAAUUUUCUGAAUGGUAUAUGCCUGAGUGGGACGUCUAGGCGAGAUGUGUAUGAUUUGUCCACCACAACCAUUUAUGAUACGAACUUACAAUGUACCAAGUCCAUGCAAAUAAACAAAUAUGUGGUAAACUAUGCUCAUGCCAUGGACUGGUAACCUGACGGACGAGUGGUUCGUAAUAUUAAGUGACUCAACCGGAAUAAAAAUCCUAUCCUGAUGAUUUCUCUCUGUCAGUAAUUCAUAACAAGGGCAACAAAUUGGCUAACAGAUACUAGUGAUAUUGCUUAGACAUCCACAAGUUCUUGCUUGGAUAUGGGUAAAAGACUAAAUUCUCUUGCAGAAGAGUGCAACGCUAAAACAGAAACGACUAACUAAUUGGUCUCAAUAGAAUUAAUCUUUCUAUGUAUAGUCUGAAUGUUGAAACGAAAAAAAUCAUACAUGUGCUUUCGUGGUAAUACCAUAAUAUACUAUAAAUUGCAAUUUUAUUUAAAAAAAAAUGACACUGUUACAGUAAGCUUCAUUUGCUAGGAUGAAAAAUCUGAACAAGAAUUGUAUAUAGUUAAAAUCUGAAACCUAUUCCAUUCUGAUAAAAAAUGAAUAAAAAACACUAUAAAGGUA